This is a messenger RNA of Gilbertella persicaria, 679 nucleotides long. RefSeq lists its product as uncharacterized. The record is from RefSeq and is a predicted model, not a curated record. NCBI's taxonomy places the organism in Eukaryota, Fungi, Mucoromycota, Mucoromycetes, Mucorales, Choanephoraceae. Gene Ontology annotation, molecular function: ubiquitin binding. The coding region runs from base 57 to 620 and encodes 187 amino acids. The transcript has 4 exons.
UUUUUUUUUUUCUUUUCUUUUCCUUUUUUUUUUUUUUUUUUUUUCGUUGUUGUAACAUGAACGACAGUGUGUCUAUACUAGUCGCUGUCUUUCUCAUCUUGAUUGCUUUGCGUUGGAUGCUUGGUGGUAAUCAACAACAACAACAACAACAGCAACAGCAACAGCAACCAAGACGUACCAACAGACGUAUGCAACACCGCGUCACUUCUCAAAUGAUUGAACAAGUACGUGCCAUGUUUCCUGAUAUUCCUACAGCUGCUAUCCAAGCCGAUCUUCAGAGAACAGGAUCUGUAGAAACCACAGUAGAUAAUGCACUUCGUGAUGGCAGUCUCCCCUUACCUCCUCAAGCACAACCCUCCACAAGCCCUAAUAUCAAUACAUCCAACUCAAAUGCUCGUAAAUCGCCCAGUCAUCCUAACUUAGUUCAAAGAUACAAGAUUGAUGUUCAAAAAGAAAACGGAUUAGACCAAGAACCACCUAAGGUAUGGGAAACCAGUCCAGAUAAACGACAAGACAUGUUGAGAAAACGCAAAGAGUUUAUGGUGCUUCAAGCAAGAAAGAAAUUAAUGGAACAACAGAAAAAAGCAUUGGAUGACAUGUCUGAAUCCCACCAGCAGUAACCUGAGUUUAAAAUAAUAAUAAUAAUAAAAAAAAAAAACUUCCCUUUUUUUUCUCUUUU